Molecule: messenger RNA, 774 nt
Organism: Paramecium tetraurelia
Lineage: Eukaryota; Ciliophora; Oligohymenophorea; Peniculida; Parameciidae
Exons: 4
Source: RefSeq, a predicted model, not a curated record
AUGAAAAAUAUUAGUAAAGUUCAAAGUUUGGAAUAACUUAAGAAAAACAGUGUUAAGUCUUCCUCUCUUUAAAAACGAUUUUCUUAACGAGAAAGAGGGUGGAACAAUAGGAUAAUUGCAUGUGAAUAAAUUUUAGGAGUUGUACAGAGGGACAAUUCAAAUAAAAAGUUUUUGCCGUCAAUAAAUGGUGGAACAGCCUCAAUUGUCUAGAAAUAUAUUCAAAUGCACAAGAAUCAAUAAGAUCUAGAAAACCUUAUUGAGUGUGAACAAAAAAUAUUCACUACCAAAUUGGAAUAAGUGAGACAAGUUCACAAAUUGUAUAAUGUUCCGAAAAUACAUUAAAAUGUAUUUAACUAAGUAUUGGCAUCCUCAGAUGAUAAAUUAGCAAUAUUGGAGGAGGAACUAAAAUUGAUGGAUCAAAAGCUAUCCCCAAUAUUACAUUGCAUGUUCACCAUAACAGCUAGGGAGAAUUGUUUAACUUAGAUUUAGACUCUAUUGAAGCAACCUUCUUUUAAGGAUUAAGAAAAAUUAAAAGAACUCAUUAAUGAUUUCAGAAUAUUAUCACUCAACACACUUGAAAGUAUUGUGAAAUGGCACUAAUACAUUGAACAUAAAAAUCUGAAUGUCCCAUUCUGUUUGGAUGACAAUACUGUAUACUCUUAGAAGUUCUAUUCAGAUUACGAAAUGUUGAGACCCCUAUUAAUUAAAUUCUUUGACGUUUCAGAGAAACAAUCAGCAUAAAUUGAAUGCAAGAGUGAGAAGAGCAGAAGUUGA